Aspergillus tanneri is the source of this 471-nucleotide messenger RNA. RefSeq names its product AP-1 complex subunit sigma (gene VAS2). Gene Ontology annotation, cellular component: intracellular membrane-bounded organelle; AP-1 adaptor complex. Gene Ontology annotation, biological process: vesicle-mediated transport; protein transport. The coding region runs from base 1 to 471 and encodes 156 amino acids. Lineage: Eukaryota; Fungi; Ascomycota; Eurotiomycetes; Eurotiales; Aspergillaceae. The record is from RefSeq and is a predicted model, not a curated record. Gene Ontology annotation, molecular function: clathrin-cargo adaptor activity. The transcript has 5 exons.
AUGGCAAUUCACUAUUUGAUUCUGUUGUCCCGUCAGGGGAAAGUGCGCCUUGCCAAAUGGUUUACUACUCUCUCGCCGAAGGAAAAGGCCAAGAUCAUCAAAGAUGUGACCCAGCUCGUUUUGUCUCGUCGCACCCGCAUGUGCAAUUUCCUCGAAUAUAAGGAUACCAAGGUUGUCUAUCGUCGUUAUGCGUCCCUUUUCUUCAUCGCCGGAUGUGCAUCCACCGACAAUGAAUUGAUCACCCUCGAAGUCGUGCAUCGAUAUGUGGAACAGAUGGACAAGUAUUACGGCAACGUCUGCGAACUGGACAUCAUCUUCAACUUCCAGAAAGCCUACUUUAUCCUGGAUGAACUCUUGCUGGCAGGUGAGAUGCAGGAAAGUAGUAAAAAGAAUGUUCUUCGGUGUAUCAGUCAACAGGACAGCUUGGAAGACAUGGAGGUUGAGGAAGAUGUGGUUACGAAGCUCAUGUAG